Poeciliopsis prolifica (blackstripe livebearer) is the source of this 6766-nucleotide messenger RNA. It is a transcript of the gene nrp1a, whose product is annotated as neuropilin 1a. The transcript is spliced from 18 exons. Gene Ontology annotation, cellular component: membrane. Gene Ontology annotation, biological process: angiogenesis; vascular endothelial growth factor signaling pathway; axon guidance. Gene Ontology annotation, molecular function: vascular endothelial growth factor receptor activity; semaphorin receptor activity. The record is from RefSeq and is a predicted model, not a curated record. Lineage: Eukaryota; Metazoa; Chordata; Actinopteri; Cyprinodontiformes; Poeciliidae. Bases 1166 to 3940 code for a protein of 924 amino acids.
AUUUUUAUUUUUUUUUUCGUUUUUCAUUCUUUCCUUAUUCUUGUCUUCUGUUUACUGAGACUUUCUGGCGCAUCCAAUAAAGGCUGCAGGCUGACGGAGAGCGAGCGAGCGAGCGAGCGAGAGCGCGAGCGGCCGGGCGGCUGCGUGAAAUCUGCACGUCGAUCGCAGAGCCCGCACGCGCACGCGGUGGAGGGAGGCUCGCGCGCAUCCGUCGCUCUCCUCUAGUAAAAAAAGGGGGGCGUGUUGGGCUGGCGCGAACUCAGACCCUCCCUCAUUUGCAUCAGUCAGUGGAAGGAGCGGAGAGACGCGCGGCGCGCGGAGAGGAGCGCAGGCAGAGACGGGAGGAAAGUUAUUUAAAAAAGAUUAUUUUGGGGGGUUUUCUUUUUCUUUUUUUCUUUUUUUUUUUUUUUUUUUUUUGCUUUUUAUUCUUGAGAGAGGCGUUAUAUUUUGGGAACCUCUCCUCACUCUCCUGUCCUGGCUGCGGUCGGGGUCUGAGCUGUGACAGCCCCGCUGAACGAGAGCCGGAGAGAGGCGUUCACAUAGCGGGGGGAGGACCCGUCUGCACGCCGGGCGGAGGAGCCGCUCUCCCGGGCAGCGACCGCGCGCUGAGCGGCCCCCUUUUCCCCUCCCAGCCUCCGGGACUCUGCGGGCGGCUCGAAGUUGGAGUCCCACAGCCAAGGAUUAUUGUCCGUCAUCCAAAGGAGUAAGGGGACGCAAGGUGGAGGACUGGAGGACUCGCAUCAUUCGGCGUCUCCGCGGUGGAAAUGGCAAGGCGGCCGCUGGAGAGAGGAGAGCAGCCGGCGCAGGAGAGGAGCCGGAGCCGGAGCUGAGUGACAGGAUGCCCGCGACCUGACUGCUCGCAGCACCGAUUCAGCCUGGAGUUUUUUCCCCUCUUUUUUUGUUGUUUUAAAUUUUUUAAUUAUUUUUUGAUUGUUUUUGCUGCUAAAGUACAUUUCGAUUUUUUUUUUUUUUGGGGUUUUAGUUUCGUUUUCUUGAACUGUAACGGAGAGACAUUAAGAAAGAAACAUACAAAAAAAAAACGCUUUUGGAGGAUUUUUCUUUGAAAAACAAAUACUUCUUCUUUUCCCGGAGUGCUUUUGUUUUCUUUUCUUUUCUUGUCCUUCUUCUUCUUUUCCCCCUCAUUUUCGGAGGAGACAGAACGAGGAUGCAUUGUGGAUUAGUUUCUGUCCUGUUCAUGGGAUUCCUCGCGGUGCUCGGGGCUUUUAAAAACGAUAAAUGCGGAGGCAACAUCAGGAUCUCCAGCGCCAACUACCUCACGUCGCCCGGAUACCCGCUGUCCUACCCGCCCUCUCAGAGGUGCACGUGGGUCAUCUCGGCGCCGGGCGCCCACCAGCGGAUCCUCAUCAACUUCAACCCGCAUUUCGACCUGGAGGACCGAGAGUGCAAGUAUGACUAUGUGGAGGUGCGAGAUGGUGUGGACGAGAACGGUCAGCUGGUGGGGAAGUACUGCGGGAAGAUCGCCCCCUCAGCAGUCGUCUCCUCAGGAAACCAGCUGUUUAUCAAGUUUGUUUCGGACUACGAGACGCACGGAGCCGGAUUCUCCAUCCGAUAUGAGAUCUUUAAGACGGGUCCCGAGUGCUCCAAGAACUUCACCUCCAACAGCGGCGUCAUAAAGUCUCCGGGGUUCCCAGAGAAGUACCCCAACAACCUCGACUGCACCUUCAUGAUCUUCGCCCCAAAGAUGUCGGAAAUCAUCUUGGAGUUUGAGAGCUUCGAGCUGGAACCCGACACAACGCCCCCCGCUGGUGUCUUUUGCCGCUACGACCGGCUGGAAAUCUGGGACGGUUUUCCAGGAGUCGGGCCGUACGUCGGGAGGUACUGUGGUCAGAACACCCCCGGCAGGAUCAUCUCCUACACAGGCAUUUUGGCUCUGACAAUCAACACCGACAGCGCCAUCGCCAAGGAAGGCUUCUCUGCCAACUUCACCGUCCUCGACCGGACCGUCCCAGAGGACUUUGACUGCAGCGAUCCGCUGGGAAUGGAGUCGGGGGAGAUAGCAUCAGACCAAAUCAUGGCUUCAUCCCAGUACAACCCCAGCUGGUCCCCGGAGCGCUCCAGACUCAACUACUACGAAAAUGCAUGGACGCCCGCAGAGGACUCAAACAAGGAGUGGAUUCAGGUGGACCUCGGCUUUUUGCGCUUCAUCUCUGCCAUCGGGACACAGGGUGCCAUUUCCCAGGAGACUCACAAGAUAUACUUUGUCAAGUCCUACAAAGUAGACGUCAGCUCCAACGGAGAGGACUGGAUCACCUUGAAAGAAGGCUCCAAACAGAAGAUUUUCCAGGGCAACACCAACCCAACGGACGUCACCAAGACCAAGCUGCCCAAGCCCACGCUGACGCGAUUCCUCCGCAUCCGUCCAGUUACCUGGGAAACGGGCAUAGCGCUGCGCUUCGAGGUCUACGGCUGCAAGAUAUCAGAGUACCCCUGCUCCGGCAUGCUGGGCAUGGUGUCGGGCCUGAUAACAGACAACCAGAUCACAGCGUCCUCUCACAACGACCGGAGCUGGGUGCCCGAGAACGCCCGCCUUCUCACCAGCAGGACCGGGUGGACGCUGCUGCCCCAGCCGCAGCCCUUCACCAACGAGUGGCUGCAGGUGGAUCUGGGCGAAGAGAAGCUGGUGAAGGGGUUCAUCAUCCAGGGAGGGAAAUACCGCGAGAACAAGGUCUUCAUGAAGAAAUUCCGCCUCGGGUACAGCAACAACGGCUCCGACUGGAGGGUGGUGUAUGACACCAGCGGAAACAAACCAAAGAUCUUUGAAGGUAACAGUAAUUACGACACUCCUGAGCUGAGGACAGUGGAGCCCCUGCUGACCCGUUUCAUCAGAAUUUACCCAGAGAGGGCCACUCCUGCUGGGAUGGGCCUGCGCCUUGAGCUCCUCGGCUGCGAGAUUGAAGCUCCGACACUCCCCCCGACCACUCCGGUCCCGAGCACCACCCCUUCUGAUGAGUGUGACGACGACCAGGCGAGCUGCCACAGCGGCACAGGUGAUGACUACGAUGUGACAGGUGGCACCACCAUGCCAGAGACCACAACUUUAAAAGUGGACCCAAUUCCAGCCUUUCUGUGGUUUGCUUGUGACUUUGGUUGGCCCAAUGAUCCCUCCUUCUGCCGCUGGACUCCAGAGGAAACUGGCUCCAGCUGGCAGAUCCAGUCCAGCGGCACCCCAACUCUCAACACCGGCCCCAACAUGGACCACACAGGGGGGUCAGGAAACUUCAUCUAUACGCUAGCGACUGGUCUCCAGGAGAGUGAAGUGGCUCGACUAGUGAGUCCCGUGGUCAGCUCUGAGGACUCCGACCUGUGCGUGUCCUUUUGGUACCACAUGCACGGGUCACACAUCGGAACACUGCAUAUCAAACAGCGCGAGAAGACUGAGGAAGGAACUGCUGACAUCCUGCUCUGGACGGUCAGUGGUCACCAAGGCAAUCGCUGGAGAGAAGGGCGUGUCUUUGUCCCGCGAAUCAGCAAACCCUAUCAGGUGGUGAUUGAGGGUCUUGUGCAGAGGAAGAGUUGGGGAGACAUCGCUGUGGAUGACAUUAAGGUUCUCGACGGGCUUGGCAAAUCAGAUUGUGAAGAUCCUGAUGUGCCCACUGAGUCAGUGCUACCGGAGGACAAUAUCAACGAAAUUUUUGAGGACAUCACCGACUAUCCAGACCUGGUAGAAACUAACCAGAUCAGCGGCGCUGGCAACAUGCUUAAAACUCUCAAUCCCAUCCUCAUCACCAUCAUCGCCAUGUCGGCCCUGGGGGUUUUCCUGGGGGCCAUCUGCGGCGUGGUCCUGUACUGUGCUUGCUCGCACGGUGGCAUGUCGGAGAGGAACUUAUCGGCCCUGGAGAACUAUAACUUUGAGUUGGUGGACGGGGUUAAGCUAAAAAAGGACAAACUCAAUGUACAGAACUCAUACUCAGAGGCAUGAGAUGGGUCAGGCUGCCGACACAAGACUGAAAGACAGAGCAGAGCUCGCACAAAAAGAAGAAGAAUGAAAAAAAAAAUAAAAAAUCUCGAGGCAUAUUUUGUAUGCCAGCCCCAUAAGCGGGCUCAGCAGAACUGCCAAACACCCUCCACUCAACAGAUGAGGGUCAGGGUUCAGGAAACCAGUGGGAGGUUUGGACUGAUCCACGCUUUUUUUCUCAGGAGCUGCAGUAAAAAGAACCUACCAGUAGGGGACACUGUGUACAAAUAAAAAAUAAAAUAAAAAAUACAAGAAAAGAGAAAAAACAAACAAAAAAGUAUGUACAGAUGAUUUAGAUGAUAUUAUAAUUUUGUAUUUUGAUUUUCAUUCAUUUCUACAAUCGGAUGCUGGUGUUGAGACCAAUUUAUUAAUAAUGUUUAAAGUAUUUAUCAUUUUUUUUGGGAGGGGUGUUUGGAGAGAAAUGUGUUGGGGGAGGUUUUGUUUGUAGAAUCAGUUCAUGAAAGCUGUUGUUUCUCUUCACGCUUUGAAAGAGACGUGUCGAAACCCUUAAAGAACCAUGUCCCGACUAAACUGUAUAUUUUGCCACUGCAGGGCGGCGUAACGAGCGCGACCCCGGUCCUUUUCCCCUUUGACCACCCUGCAGUUCGGGUCCCAUUCACGUAUGGUUCUGACAGUGCCUUUAGUACCUUUUGGUUGGCCUUUUCCGUUGAACCGAGUUCUCUUUUUAAUUAUAUUAGGGUUAAGUUAUAAUGAAAGGAAACAGGGGCACAUUACCUUACGAAUUCCUGCGAAACAGGACUAUAGUUUAUUGCAGCGCUUUUUCUUUUGUUUUGUUUCGUUUUUCCUGUCCGAGAAAAAAAAACCCUUUGUAAAUAAGUUUUAAUAUAUUUUAUUUCCCUUUUUAAAGAAAGUAAAAGUUAAAAAAAAGCUGCGGUAUCCCUUUUUUCCCCUCCAUUAGUGUGAGUGUGUUAGAGUGUUUGUGUAUGUGUGUAAAUACAAACUUUUGACUGUUUUGUGCAGAAGUGUGGCGUCGGCCGUAGAUUCCGUUGCUCAGGCAAGCAAGACUGAUUUUGUGCGUGAGUGUGUGUGUGUGAGACGCUGAUUUUGUGCGUUGAAGCCAUCUUUCAUUUCCAAAAAACAAAAAGGAACUCACAAGAUGGAUGAAUAAAAGGGUAAAACGUGCACAUGAAAAACAUCCUCCAUUGCUGAUGUCUCAUUUGACAUAGGCCUAAAUAAAGGGUAAAAUUAGACAUGUUUACGUCAAAAUAUAUAUUUAAAUAUGUCGACCAGCAUACCAAAAGGAAAACCAUCAACCGACGUUCUAUUAUUGUUAUCAUUUUUGUCUUUUGUUUUUCCUCCAGUAUCACUGUGGAUGUUCACUGUAAGAAGAAGUGCUAUCUGAACAAUGCGGCUUGAAUGCACUUUGUUGAUAGGAAGCCGAUUUUUAAAAAAAAUAAUAAAUGAAUAAAACGAGGAGCCGACCCGCUCACUGAACGACGGUGCUAUCGGUAGUUCAGCCGGACAUGGACGUGUCUCGCGAUGAACCCAGACGUGUAGCUGAAAGGUCUCGCUUAGGGCCUGCGAGAAUUUCACAUGUAGCAGCCAUAACGACGUGAUGUCAGAGCCGAUGUCAUUGGAACGGCACGGCGGGGGAUCGAGCGGCAUCGCCUGAAUCAGGUUAUCUGGGAAUCCCUCCGUGGCUUUACCAAAGGAUUGUUGCCCCUCCACACACACGCACGCUUACACACACCUCUUGACUGCAGGGGCUUCUCACCGACAAGAGAGUACAGCAAGAAUACAGCUCAUCAUCAAGCGAUCACCCUUCAGGCAUGGAGGGGGAAACACCAGGACACUUGUGGAAAAUUGUUGACAAAGUGUUUUGGUUUUUUGGGGAUUUUUUUCUAGAUCAUUUUGGUGUUUUAAAAGUGUGAGCUUUUACAAUCUCAGUCGACAUGUUUGCAGAUGGACGGAUGAGACAAUCCCAUCAUAAUACACUCGGAUGGAGAGAAUGUCGAGGACAUGCACACACACACACACAUAUGACGGAGCCUGCGAGCCCUACGAUGAAACUUCAUCGGUUUGCCUAACCACCAACCAAUCACGAACUUGAUCAAUUUUUGUAUCUAAGAAAGGUGACGUCUUUUAAAUCUGUGCGCUUUGUAUGUCGUGCCGUAGUGUAUACACACACACACACACACACACGCACGCACGCACGCACACACACACAUGCACACGCGCGCAGACACACACUCCUAGCUUUUUCUUUUAUCUCAUUUCAAAUCGGAUGACCCCGCUCUCCUCUGCUUUCAGUUUCAGAGGACGGUAGCUGAAGCAGGCUAGACGAAAAAAAAACAAACAAAAAAACAAAACGGAUUCUGUAGCGUGGACUCGAAACCAACAAUGUUGCACUGAGAAAUAUAUUUAAGAGGUCUAUGUGUUUAUAGUGUUCAUUUGCAAAAAACAAAAAAAAAAACGAAAAAAAAAACGUCAAAAGAGAAAAAAAUCAACUUGUGCUCGUUUUUUUGUUGUUUUUUUUUAAGGAGAAUUUCAGAUUUUCUGGAAUGGAUCCACAAUGUAAAAAAAGAGACAUUUUCAUUACUGAAAAGACAGAACAGAUUUUUUUAAAAGAAAGAACAUCCCCUCCCCGUACAUGUACAUGCAAUGUUAGCACUUCAUUUUUUACUGUCAUUCAGAUUUUGUGCAGAUUUUUAUUUAGUUUUUUUUGUUUGUUUUUACAAGAAAAACAAGACUUUUAUUUUCAAUACUGCUUCUGUAAUUUGCUGUUGUAGGGGGGGAAAGUAAUAAAACAGCAAAGGUCUUUUAAAGCAA